Messenger RNA from Ochlerotatus camptorhynchus, 939 nucleotides. RefSeq lists its product as uncharacterized. The record is from RefSeq and is a predicted model, not a curated record. Lineage: Eukaryota; Metazoa; Arthropoda; Insecta; Diptera; Culicidae. Bases 1 to 939 code for a protein of 312 amino acids. Gene Ontology annotation, molecular function: nucleic acid binding. The transcript is spliced from 2 exons.
AUGUGCUGGCUACAAUCGGACCACCACCAGUACUCCCAGUUCGUGGCUUUCCGCGUGGGUGAAAUAUUGGAAGAGACGGACGUUACGGAAUGCAGGUGGAUAGGUACUAAGGUGAACGUGGCAGACGACGGAACAAAGUGGAAGUACAAACCGGAUCUCAAGCCAGCAAGUCGUUGGUUCAAUGGGCCAUCGUUCCUGUGGAGACCCAAAAUAGAAUGGCCGGAGUCGUCACUAAACGGCCAGGAAACCGCCGAAGAAAUCCGUUCAAGCAAUGUCGGGUCGCUUACGCAGCAGGAGCUUCUCAAGGCGGAAGUGUUCGAAAUAAAACGAGCGCAGGAAGAGGUCUACGUAGACGAACUUGCCAUCCUUGCAGUGGGUGCUCGCCUACUCCAGAAGAAGAACAGCCUGUUCAAGGUCAGUCCGUUCUUGGACAAGCGAGGCGUGAUGCGCAUCCAUAGUCGGUUGGGCGAAUGCGUCUUCGUAGACGAGAGCAACAGGUACCCCAUCGUGCUCCCUCGAGAGCAUCCCGUUACAGUGCUUCUCAUACGCGACGUUCAUCUACGAUAUCAUCAUCAUCACGAAACCUGUGUGAACGAAGUGCGCAAAGGUUUCCACAUCCCACGAGUUCGCAGAGUCUACGACCGAGUGCGUCGAGAAUAUCAACUAUGCAAGGUAAUACGCAUUGCGCCAGCGCCACCGAUGAUGGCCCCGCUACCGAAGGCAAGGAUGGCAGCCUUCGUUCGCCCGUUCUCGUACGUCGGCGUGGACUUUUUCGGGCCGUUCUUCGUCGUUGUAGGGCGCCAUCACGAGAAGCGAUGGGGUGUCAUCAUAACAUGUCUUACGGUUCGAGCGAUACACCUCGAAUUGGCUGCCUCGUUAAACACCACGGAACUGUUUUGCUCGACGGGGAACUCCAGUAGAAAUCAGAAGCGAUCGUGA